Messenger RNA from Plutella xylostella (diamondback moth), 2486 nucleotides. The record is from RefSeq and is a predicted model, not a curated record. NCBI's taxonomy places the organism in Eukaryota, Metazoa, Arthropoda, Insecta, Lepidoptera, Plutellidae.
AGUCAACAAUUAUUGAGUUUUCUCCGUAAUUGCAACUUAAUAGUGAACCAAAAACUGUGGAAAAACAUUAUUGACAUUAUUCAUAAUCGGACAGUACUCUCAAAAGAGAUAGGAAAUAAUUAUGGGGACUGCCGUUGGACGAUAUUUUGGUCAUAAUUUCAUACUUUGUUUUUUCUUCCUUUCUGAGUAAAAUAGAAACAUUAUAGGUUUUAUUAAUUAUAUUCAUUCCAUUUUCCAUUCAUUUCUGUAGGUAGUUGUAUUUUUGUUUGUUGUAUUAGUAAGAUUAUUGUUUGAAGAUGAUUCAGGUUUGUAGGGACACUUCAGACGCUGUAGCGCUGUAUCUGCCUCAGCGUUUGUACUUGAAACCCUUUGCAAAGCUAAACAUUUCUGUCCAGCUCCCCACACAGAAGGUCCACGGCAAGGCGAUCUCCAACUGGGAGUUAAUGGAGAAAUUAAGAAAAAUUAUCCAACCUGAAAGUUUUUCUUCAUUAAAAGUGUCAAAACAUAGUUCUGAAGUGAUACGGUUCGACGCGGAACUCGAGAAGCGAAACAAGCUAGAGACUGUAUUGUCAAGAUUAGAGGACAGGGUCGUCCAACUCAAUGACUAUCCAGAGUCUCUCCGAGUGCGGGCCUCAGAAGCCAAGUCAGAUUUCCCAAUUAGAUAUUCGUGGGAUUCGUUUUUCCGCGAUGCAACAGACAUGGAUGAAAUGAAGCCUGGAGAAAGGCCUGAUACUGUGCAUAUAAGCAACUUACCAAUCAGAUGGUUCAUACAUGACAGAGCUCGGGAUGAUGAUGCCCCUCAGGAAAGCAUCUUCAAGAAAGUGUUUGAGAAAUAUGGGUCUGUGCGGCAGGUAGAUGUGCCCGCCGCUGAUCCAUUCCGUAUGCAGAUGAAGUCUUCCAUGCGGGGGAUCACUACGCCUCCGCAAGACGCAGCCUUGUACUUUGAAGGCUAUGUGCAGUUCAGUGAGUAUGUCAGCUUUGUUCGCUGCAUGGAUGCAUUGAGAGGCCACAAGCUACUGAGAAAGAAGGAUGACAUAGCAGAAUGGUGCACCAUCAAAGUAGACUUUGACAAGACAAAGCACAUGACUGAUGCUGCUGUCAAAAGAAGAGGGAUUGUAAGGGAAAGACUCAUCACAAGACAGAGAGCUAAAGAUGACGAGGAAAAGCAGGAGAAGGAUAAAAUUGCUAAAAAAGAAGCUAAAGAAAGACAAAAAGAUACUGUCUCACGUAUCAUUUUUCAUUCUUUAAGACAAAAGCACGAGAAGGUUGAGCGCGACAAGCUGGAACGCAUGAAGGAGCGCGAGGAGCGGCGGAAGAGGAAGCAGCUCGCCAAGCUCAUACAGAAGGACAAUGUGGAUGUCAGCAGCGUGGCCCUUGAAGAAGAACAGAAGCUGUUGAAAGUGCAGAAGAAGCUGCAGGCCAUUAGGCUGAUGGAGGAGCUGUUUAAGAGAAUUGAGCUCCGUCAAGAGCCGCGCGGGUCAGGCACCCAGCGCGCGGGCGAGGCGGCGGCGCGCGCGCGCGUGGUGGACCGCAUGCGGAGACAGCAGGAGACCCUGCUGGACAGCCAGCGGGAGCGCUACCGACAGGCACUCGAUGGUCGGAUAGUGAUCCGCACGGCUCUGGAAACCAAGAAGCCGAAGCCUCGAGCAUCCUCCGUGAGCUCCCUGUCUUCAGACGACGCGCGGGGUGAUAGACACAAGCGCAUCAAGACUGAGAAACUCACCACGCCGGAGCGAGAGAUCGAGUAUAAGAAAGCGCUGGGCAUGUACGGGAUGCCGCACCCGUACGGCUUCGGCUACCCGUUCCCGCCCGCCGUCCCGCCCGGCGUGCCCGGCUACCCCUACCCGCAAACAUCCAUGUACUACCCGGCGGUGCAAGGAGCGUACUACCCGCCGCCGCCGGAGUAUGCCCCCCGGCGCCCCUACCGCGGCCGGGGGCGCGGGCGCGGCCGCGGUCGGCCGUAUGACCAUCACUAUAGUUCUAGAUACAACCAAGAGGACAACAGUCGCAACGAGCACGACGACCGCGCGCGGUCGCGUUCGCGCUCGCGUUCUCGCUCGCGGUCGCGGCGGCGCUCGCGCAGGCGCUCGUACUCGAGGUCGAGGUCACGGUCGCGCCGCUCGCGCAGCCGGAGGUCAAGGUCGCGCAGUCGAAGGUCUAGAAGCCGUCACUCUCGCUCGCGAUCUCGCAAGCGUUCCCGCUCCCGCUCCCGCUCCCGCCGGCGCUCCACGCCGCGAGAGAAACAGAGGACGCCCAGCCCCGCGCCGCCCGCCGACAGGUCCGUGCACACAUAGCCAGCGUGGACAGCAGUAAGUUCGUGUCUCCCAAGACGAUGCGGCGGCAGCGGUCCCGCUCCAAGAGCUGGUCCCUGCCCAAGGAAGGAGAUAACGGCAAGGCCUGGUCCAAGAGUCCCAGCGCUCAGAAGAAAGAUGAUUGAGAUAUUUAUAUUUAUAAGCGAAAUAUAGUGUACGUUUGUAUAACAUUUA